This is a messenger RNA of Melanotaenia boesemani (Boeseman's rainbowfish), 1363 nucleotides long. Its product is annotated as photoreceptor-specific nuclear receptor-like. Gene Ontology annotation, molecular function: nuclear receptor activity; RNA polymerase II cis-regulatory region sequence-specific DNA binding; zinc ion binding. The record is from RefSeq and is a predicted model, not a curated record. Lineage: Eukaryota; Metazoa; Chordata; Actinopteri; Atheriniformes; Melanotaeniidae. The coding region runs from base 1 to 1359 and encodes 452 amino acids. The transcript has 7 exons. Gene Ontology annotation, biological process: negative regulation of transcription by RNA polymerase II; anatomical structure development; cell differentiation.
AUGGAAGACCGCAUGAUCAAAACGGAUAUGUUUUCACUGGGCAACAACAACAACUUCCCACAACAGAGCACAGAUGGAAGCCAAGCAGAAAAAAGUCCACGUAAGGUUCUCACCCAAGGCCUGCUUUGUAAAGUGUGCUCUGAUUCAAGCAGUGGUAAACACUAUGGCAUAUAUGCUUGCAAUGGCUGCAGUGGCUUCUUCAAACGCAGCGUACGAAGGAGACUCAUCUACAGGUGCCAGGCUGGCACAGGCAGGUGUCCUGUUGACAAGGCACAUCGAAACCAGUGCCAAGCUUGUCGGCUAAAGAAGUGUCUCCAAGCUGGCAUGAACAAAGAUGGUGAGAAAAGAAGUUACUGCUACCUGCCACAUAAAACUACAGUUGAAGUAUUUUUAAAACAGUUUCAGAUGAUAUAUUGUUCAUCUUUCCCUUUGCAAGCUGUGCAGAAUGAACGACAGCCUCGAAGUGCAGCACAUGUCAGUUUAGACUCUAUUAAUAUAGGCACUAAAAAGGAGCACCUGGCCACCACACAGGAGCUCAGCCCCUUUGACACCCAGUCAUCCGUCAUCUGCAGACCUCUGAUCACUUCAUCUGCCACCAAUUCUUCCACCAUCCAGCCUUGCAGUAACCCUAAUAACAGCCACCGCUUCAUGGUCAGCCUGCUGACUGCAGAGACCUGUGCUAAACUGGAGCCUGAGGAUGUGGACGAGAAUAUUGACGUGACAACAAAUGAUUCAGAGAAGGAUCAGAACCCCUUAGACUGUCGGCUGUUUCCUUACAGCUCCGGCUGUUCAGAGAGCAUAUAUGAGACUUCUGCACGCCUUCUCUUCAUGUCAGUCAAGUGGGCAAAAAAUUUGCCAAUUUUUGCUCGCUUGCCAUUUCGGGACCAGGUGAUUUUGCUUGAAGAAGCUUGGAGUGAGAUGUUCCUUCUGUGUGCCAUCCAGUGGUCCCUGCCCAUGGACAGUUGCCCUCUACUAUCUCUACCCGACCUCUCCCCGACCAAGAUCAGCCCUCCCACAGCUGACCUACAGGUCUUGGAGGAGGUCUUCAGUCGCUUCAAGACCCUGGCUGUUGACCCUACUGAGUUUGCCUGUUUGAAGGCCAUUGUAUUGUUUAAGCCAGAAACACGCAGCCUCAAAGACCCAGAGCAAGUGGAGAAUCUACAGGACCAGUCACAGGUGUUGCUGAGUCAGCACAUUUAUUCAGUAUACCCCAAUCAAAACGCCAGGUUUGGGAGACUGUUACUUCUGCUGCCAUCCCUCCACUUUGUGAGCUCUGGGAAAAUAGAGCAGCUGUUCUUUCACAGGACCAUUGGCAGCACACCCAUGGAGAAGCUGUUGUGUGACAUGUUCAAAAACUAAAAAA